Bubalus bubalis (water buffalo) is the source of this 4597-nucleotide messenger RNA. It is a transcript of the gene CCR7, whose product is annotated as C-C motif chemokine receptor 7. The record is from RefSeq and is a predicted model, not a curated record. The transcript has 3 exons. Gene Ontology annotation, cellular component: membrane. Gene Ontology annotation, biological process: immune response; inflammatory response; chemotaxis. The coding region runs from base 84 to 1223 and encodes 379 amino acids. Lineage: Eukaryota; Metazoa; Chordata; Mammalia; Artiodactyla; Bovidae. Gene Ontology annotation, molecular function: chemokine (C-C motif) ligand 19 binding; C-C motif chemokine 19 receptor activity; chemokine (C-C motif) ligand 21 binding.
GCUUAAAAGGGGCUAGAACCACAUCCUCCCCAGACAGAGCCCCGGCACAACCUUCCUGUGUGGUUUCAGCCGCCGAGAGAGUCAUGGACCUGGGGAAGCCAAUGAAGAACGUGUUGGUGGUGGCCCUUCUCGUCAUUUUCCAGGUGUGCCUCUGCCAAGAUGAGGUCACAGACGAUUACAUCGGAGACAACACCACGGUGGACUACACGCUGUACGAGUCCGUGUGCUUCAAGAAGGACGUGCGGAACUUCAAAGCCUGGUUCCUCCCGAUCAUGUACUCCAUCAUUUGCUUCGUGGGCCUUCUGGGCAACGGGCUGGUCAUGCUGACUUACAUCUAUUUCAAGAGGCUCAAGACCAUGACUGAUACGUACCUGCUCAACCUAGCCCUGGCAGACAUUCUCUUCCUUCUGACCCUCCCCUUCUGGGCAUACAGCGCAGCCAAGUCCUGGGUCUUUGGGGUCCAUGUUUGCAAGCUCAUCUUUGGCAUCUACAAGAUAAGCUUCUUCAGUGGCAUGCUCCUGCUGCUAUGCAUCAGCAUCGACCGCUACGUCGCCAUCGUCCAGGCCGUCUCGGCCCACCGCCACCGUGCCCGCGUCCUUCUCAUCAGCAAGCUCUCCUGCCUGGGCAUCUGGAUGCUGGCCAUAGUGCUCUCCACCCCAGAGGUGAUGUACAGCGGGAUCCAGAAGAGCAGCAGCGAGCAGGCACUGCGGUGCUCCCUCGUCACCGAGCACGUGGAGGCCUUGAUCACCAUCCAGGUGGCCCAGAUGGUGGUAGGCUUCCUGAUCCCCCUGAUGGCCAUGAGCUUCUGCUACCUCGUCAUCAUCCGCACCCUGCUCCAGGCACGCAACUUCGAGCGCAACAAGGCCAUCAAGGUGAUCAUUGCCGUGGUCGUGGUCUUCGUAGCCUUCCAGCUGCCCUACAACGGUGUGGUUCUGGCCCAGACAGUGGCCAACUUCAACAUCACCAGUGGCACCAGCUGCGAGCUCAGCAAGCAACUCAACAUCGCCUACGAUGUCACCUACAGCCUGGCCUGCGUCCGCUGCUGCGUCAACCCUUUCUUGUACGCCUUCAUCGGUGUCAAGUUCCGCAGCGACCUCUUCAAGCUCUUCAAGGACCUGGGCUGCCUCAGCCAGGAGCAGCUCCGGCAGUGGUCUUCCUGCCGGCACACCCGGCGGUCCUCCAUGAGCGUGGAGGCUGAGACCACCACCACCUUCUCCCCGUAGGAGGCACCUCUACCGGGACUAGAGGGACCUCACCCAGGGCCCCUCGGAUCAGGGACAUGGAGCAGGAGAUCCAACAGCUGCUGAGGGAAAGGCCAGUCUGGCUAUUAAGGUUUAUCUCAUGAUGAAAACCUGAGCCGCAGAAGACAGAAUGCCAACCCUCGCUAGCUACCUCAACCAAGGCUGCAAAGAGACGUGGUUGAUAAGCUACCCCAGAUCCUGCAACACUCCAAAACCAAGACCAUUAUCCUCUAAAUCCCAAAACCAGAGGGGAAAGUCAAGAAACAGCUCACACCUCGCAAAGUGAAGGGGAGCAGGUGUUGGUGAGAUCUAGGUGGUGGAAGGGGCCCAGCGAGCAUUCCAGAUCAAUGUUCUUCUCAAAAGAAGUCCUCCCCAAGACUCAAGGCAAGGUCUUCCAGAAAGCCAGACUUUGUCCCCAAGACCAGAGACCAUGGGGAGAUUUCUCGCCUGAGCAGGGGAACAAGGAUGCCAGUGGGUCAAACUAACUCUCUGAAUCCCUGCCUCCAUCUCUCUUUUUCCUCUGCCAUCCGAGCCAGCAAGAAUCGGCAGCCUCCAAGCCUCCUAAAAGCAUACUGAGCCCUCGCCCACCACCUCUCCUCGGGCUCUCCACGCUGAAGGGGUGUGGUGCUUCCCACAGGCCAGGCCGCUAAGCCAUAUUCCCAGCCAGGAUUCUAGGGCAGAGAUGAAGUAUGGCCGGCCCAUCUCAGGUCUCAACUCGGCUCUGAAGGGAGGAGCAGGCAAGGAGAAAGGUUAGGGGCCGGGGGUGGGUGACGGUGCUGCCUGCCGCCAGCCAAUGCGCUGCUGCUUUGUUCUUUGCCACAGGGACAAAACAUCUCUCAUCCUGUUCUGCUUUCAGUUCAUUAAGAGAGCACAUUUUACUCAUUAGAAAUAAAACUUGUCCCUGGAGGAAACAACUUUAAAAGAAAGGGAAAAAAGUGUUUUUCAGUAAAUGGCAAAUGAGUGUGUUCUUGUUUUGCAAACACCACACCCCACCUGACCACCCCCACAGCCCUUUUCUCCCCCAGGCUUCAUUGUUCAGAGAUGCUCAGAGCCACAAGGUCUGCUUGAGCUAUGCUCUGAGCCCUUCCAAUGACACAGGCCCUUAGUGGCUGAACAAGGGAGGAGGGGCAGCAGGACAGGGUGUCCAGCUUGCAAACACCUUCCAGAGCUCACGGGACCCAAGCCUAUGCAGUCAGCAGUGAUCUAGAGACACAGUCUGAGCCGAGCUCUGAAAAGAACCAAGUUAUCUCUGUAGCGUCUACGGCUGGGAACCCUCUCUGACCCUUAGCAGCACUUCCACACUGUCCUGUUCAUCUAUCCCAGCUCAGUCUGGAACUGGAGCCCCUGUCCCUUAAGUCAGUCUCCCCAGGCUCCCAAAUGGUAUUUAGAGGGAGGACCUCCCCCCGACACCCAUCUGCCGUGGCAUCCUGGAUCCAGGGGGCUUGAGAUGGGACCCACGUGAUACAUCCUGUACUGGAUGCUUGGGAGUCAGGUCUGCCCUUGACCCUUCCUGGCCACUAUUGCAACAAUGGCCUUCCAUUGUGUGGACACCCAUUGUGGAGGGGAAGGGAUCAAGGAACAGCCACUGAUCCCAUCACAGGCCCAGGAUCCAUGUCACUGGGUGUUCUGAUGCCUGCCCAGUCCCCGGCUUCUCCAAGCCACAGAGGUUAGUCCAGCCUGUGAUGUAUGAGGAGGUGUCUGAAGGACCUGGUGCUAUAAUAGCUCAGGGUCUGGAGGUGGGAGGGAGCUGAAACACUCAUGAAAAGGUGAUUCCAUCAAUUUUCCAAAGUGAAAAGAGCCUCAUUGGGAAAAGAGCCUGCCUGGAAAUGAAAACCGUUCUCUCAUCUCAUAAGCACAUUGCGGUACCCUCCUCCACCGGCUGCACUGGGCUCGAGCCGGGACCGGCACCCUGAGAAGGAUGAGGCUGGCACAUGGUGCCGUGGCACCAGCAGCCACAUUAAUAUUAAUCAGCGCAGCUGCCAUGGUGGGAGGGGUGACCCCAGAACAACUGCGGGCCUUGAGAGGAGCGUGCCGGGACGUAAGGGUGGGAACGCUGGUGUGUACAUCCUAGUGAACUUACACGUGGGAAAAUAGCCUCCAUUCCUGAAAGGGAGGAAUGCAACAGAGCCGUCAUGAGCAGGAAGCCAGGCCAACCGCACAAACACGCCACCUCGGCUUCAAAUACGUUUUUCUAAAAUACCUCCAAGUAUUUGCAAAACCCCCAGCAAUGUCCAUUCCCCACAGUGCUGUGUCUCAGAAGCACUGACCUCAGCUCAGUGCUGGCCUGGUCGCUGCUCGCUUGCACAACGCCCUCUACCCUGAGGUGGGACAGGGGCCUAGGAUGAAGGAAGGGACUCACUGGGAACACCCAGGGCCUCUCUCUUUCUCUCUCAUCUGCUUCAUGGUUCACAGCCCCACGACCCCUCCGAAACUCCCCUUAUUUCCAUCACCAGUGCUUUGCCCCCUCUUCCUUCUCAGCUACAACCCCAGGCUAUAAAUCUGAUUUUUUAGCCUGAAGCUGCACAUCUCUUGAACCAUGGAUUCAUGGAGCUGCAAGGAACCUCAAAGAUCAGCUGGCCCAACCUCUAAUCAUUCUCUAGUUGGGAAAAUUGAGGUCCGGGGGAGGAACUGAUUUGCCUAAAGAGCACUGCAACAUGGGGAAGUAGGUAAACUUGCUUUGGGGACUUGAGGAUCUGGCAGGACUGCAGGAGGUGGGUGAGGGAGAGUGGAGACGCUGGAGCCCAACCGACUUGGACUCUCAUCUCUGCUGCUUCCCAGCUGUGUGACCUUCAGCUGUUGCUCAACUGCUCUGAGUCUCAGAUUUCUCAACAGCAAAAUGGAGAGGAUUUGGCAAACAUGUAGCACAAUGCCCGGAAUGCCUGGAACUCGGACUCUGCAGCCAGACCUCCUGGUUUGAAUCUCAGCUGCACUACGUGGGCUGGAUCCUUAGUCUCUCUGUGCCUCGGUCUUCUAAUCUGUGUAAUGGGGAUGGGGGUCCCCAGGCGGCGCUAGUGGUUAAGAACCCACCUGCCAAUGCUGGAGAUGUAAGAGACGCAAGUUCGAUCCCUGGGUCGGGAAGAUCCUCUAGAGGAGGGCACAGCAACCCACUCUAGUAUCCUUUCCUGGAGAAUCCCAUGGACAGAGAAGCCUGGUGGGCUACAGUUCAUAGGGUUGCACAGAGUCGGACACAACUGAUGUGCCUUAGCAUGCACAUAAUGUAGAUGACCAAAGAACCUACCUCUUAGGAUGGUUCUGAGCAGUAAAUGAAUUCCUAUAUGUAAAAUGCUUGGACAUCCUUAAAAAGGAUUGUUGGUAAUCAUUAAAAUGUUCAAUAAAUGAUAGAUUUUUAAAAGUUA